AACUUGUAGAUCCACCAAGUUCCGGUAGAUGUCACCAUAUCGCCGCUCUUGAGUUAAAUUGUUUCCCAGGUUUCAACCCGAGUUCUAAACCGAGGUCCUUUGGCACCGCAGGUUAGCUAGCACUCGUUGUUUGCUUUUUGGAACGAAGUGCCGAUCUGCUGCUUCUGAACCUGGGUUUGACCUAUACAAAUAAGAGCGGUUUUAUUUAGUAGGUUACUUCACAUUCUGAGGUGUGUUAGCAAGCUAGUUUUCUUAGCAAAAGAACCAACAACCCCCAAACAAAACAGCUGGAGUAAAUUGUGUAGCUCAGAGCGAGGUGUCGGAAGCAGGUGUUACUUUGUUGAAAAUGGCUGACGCCUUUGGGUUCCCCACCUUUGACAACGGAGUUCAGGCAGAAGAAGACCCAGCGGCAGCUUUCUUGGCUCAACAGGAGAGCGAGAUAGCCGUUAUUGAGAACGACGACGACGACGAUGGUUUCGGGGCUCUCGAAGAAGCCCCACAGCCGCAUUUGUCUUCUCAGUCCCUCGAAGAUGCAUUUGGAGGAACGCCCGCCACAGCCGUAAACGGAGACAUGUUUCAGGACUCCAACGGCAUAACAGACGGCUAUGCAGCCAUUGCCCAGGUCGACCAGCAGAGACAGGAGCCUGAAAGUCUGCGCAAGUGGCGUGAGGAACAGAAGGAACGGCUGGAGCGAUUAGACUCUGCAUCAAAGGCAGCAGAGGCUGAGUGGAAGGAGAAAGCGAAGAAGGAACUGGAGGACUGGCACCUGCACCAGCAAGAACAAAUGGAGAAGAACAAAGUCAACAACAGGAUUGCUGAUAAGGCUUUCUACAAACAGCCCAACUCUGAUGUGAUAGGCUUUGUAGCGUCAGAGGACGCCUUCCUGAAGGAGUGCGAUGACAACAGCCCCGGCUCCGAAUGGGAGAAGGUGGCCCGACUGUGCGACUUCAACCCCAAGACCAGCCGCCAGACAAAAGACGUGUCGCGAAUGCGCUCCGUCCUCAUCUCCCUGAAACAGACACCGCUGGUUCGCUAAGGCCCUACACCACCGCUCCCUCUCGCACUUUAUUUUAGUACACUAACGGUUUUGGCUUUUACUUUUUAACAGUUUUAGAGAUGGCGUGUGAUUUAAACUUCUGGCCUGUUCACACCAUUUCCCCCCCCCCCCCCCCCAUCAUAUUGGAAGCGAAUGAAAAAUGCCUUUUCCCUUUCUCCACGUUUGCCUGUUUUUAAGGUAUAGGAGCUAUUCAUGCCUCCAACCUAGAGAAGUAGAGCGGUUUAAGAAAAUCUGUAGCCAAGACUGUGGCAAGUGCAGUGGUUUGCCCUUAUUUUAAUAUCCAGGUGGUGUGGCAGAUAAACUGUCAUUUUUAGUCAUGUGCCAUAGAGCAUUAUGUCUCCAUUUCGCCAGCAUGUGAACGAUCAUAUAAUCAGAUCAUGUUCAUUCACCGGAGUCCUGCCAAAACUUAACGCAACCUUCUGUUACAGGAGAUCCUUUUGCUUCUCGUGUCUGUUACAAAAUCCAAGAUUUGGAACCCUUCACAUCUAUUGUAAAGCCUGUCUCCAUUCCAAAACUAGAAACGCUGUUGCUCUUUCCCGUGUUGGCUUCUGAUUAGCAUUCUGGGCUGGCAUGACAAUUGCGCAGCAUAUUACAUUCAGAAAUCUGAUGGGGCUUGCUUUCUUGCCCAGUCAUUUCCAGAACGCAUGUCGCAGAUAUUUCAUAUCUGUUAAUUUGGAAAUGGCUAUUAAUUAGUCUCAUUAAUAGCCAUUUCCAAGUUAACAGAUUAUUUCAGAAUGUUAAUUGCUUAUUUAUUGGUGGUCUUGUUUCUGCCAUUAAACCUACUGUAUAUUGAUUGUCUCUGAGCUGUAGCAGGUUUGACCAGGUUUAAUAAUCAGCAUUUCAUCUGAUUCUUUAACAUGAACAUAGUUUGGCAUGUUAGUGUUACUGAUAUUUACCUUCACUAUUAGUCACUCUAUAUCUUACAGCUUCGAGGCCUUUCUUGAUGACAGAUUAAAUACUGUUACUUGCCUUUCAAUUAACCAAUUCUGUUGUUGUAUGACAGAUUGUGUUUGACUGGCUGCCAAAGAGUCCAUCUAUGUCUUUGCUCUAAAUAAAAAUAAAAACACAAACAACCCUUGGGACAAUUUUACAGA
Molecule: messenger RNA, 2151 nt
Organism: Electrophorus electricus (electric eel)
Lineage: Eukaryota; Metazoa; Chordata; Actinopteri; Gymnotiformes; Gymnotidae
Gene: cltb
Product: clathrin, light chain B
Biological process (GO): clathrin-dependent endocytosis; intracellular protein transport
Cellular component (GO): clathrin coat of trans-Golgi network vesicle; postsynaptic endocytic zone cytoplasmic component; plasma membrane
Molecular function (GO): structural molecule activity; clathrin heavy chain binding
Source: RefSeq, a predicted model, not a curated record